AUGGGCGCCUGGGACAAAACCCGGGCGCUGCGAAACUGCGGAGACAUUCAGUGUCGCGAGGACCGGCGAUGCUGCCCGCCACGUAACAGCAGUGCAGACGCUGCUCAGCCACGCGCAUUCUUCGACAGUCUGGACUGGAUCACGCGCAAACUCUCCGGGCUUUUGAUCCUGCUGUUGCUGUUCGCCGUGGGCUACUUCAUCCAGCGCAUCGUCUGCCCGAGACCGCGUCGCCAGGGCGACGGCCAGCAGGAGCCAACUUUCCUAGGUGGAGGCGCCGCGACGUCCCGGGACAACUUGCUGGAAAACGACAGCCAGCACAGCAUCGACAGCAUCGCCUCGCCGGUCCUGUUGCCGGCGUACGACGAGGUGAAAGACUUGCCAACGUACGAGGAGACCAUGCAGGAGGCGCGCGGACGACACGCGGCGCCGGCGGGACUCCCUCCUGUUCAACUUCAACACUCCUUCCAUCCACUCUCCACAUCUCGAACGCCCUUUGGAUAAGCAUAAUGUGAGUUAUGGCAGGAAUAUAGUUAAUUGUUUAUUUAGUCAUGAACGUGCAGUGACAAGCCAACCGACCAUUUUAGCAGCUGACACACUUUCUCCAUUGUAAUUAAGGUCACAUGGUAAUUUUGUCAGGAUCCUGGCAACUUGAUGGUGGUCCUGGAGAAAAUACAUUCAGCGAAGAAAGUAGUGCGUAAUUGUGAUCUAUUUAGGCCCAUGUGUGCAACGAAUUUAACUGGAAUACUGCCUUUUAGCUUUAGGUUUUGCCAUCUACUUUGACUUCAUGCCAUGCUGUAUAAUACCCAUUAUUUAAGCGUGUUCUUGUAUUUAAAAAAA
Conger conger (European conger) is the source of this 837-nucleotide messenger RNA. RefSeq lists its product as uncharacterized. NCBI's taxonomy places the organism in Eukaryota, Metazoa, Chordata, Actinopteri, Anguilliformes, Congridae. The transcript is spliced from 2 exons. The record is from RefSeq and is a predicted model, not a curated record. Bases 1 to 501 code for a protein of 166 amino acids.